Molecule: messenger RNA, 1311 nt
Organism: Adineta steineri
Lineage: Eukaryota; Metazoa; Rotifera; Eurotatoria; Adinetida; Adinetidae
Source: the annotation of a GenBank genome assembly
AUGCGUCCAAAUCUUUUUUACCUAAUAGCUAGUAUUGUGUUAUUUACUGCUAGUAUAACUCAAGCAGCUAAUUGGGCAUUAUUAGUUGCUGGUUCUAACGGAUGGUACAAUUAUCGACAUCAAGCAGAUGUAUGUCAUGCUUAUCAAAUCUUACAUAAGAAUGGUAUCCCGGACUCGAAUAUUGUUGUUAUGAUGUAUGAUGAUUUAGCUCAAAAUCCAGCAAAUCCAACUAAAGGUGUUAUUAUCAAUCAUCCACGUGGUCAAGAUGUUUACCAUGGAGUUCCUAAAGAUUAUACAGGCGCGACUGUCACACCACAAAAUUUUAUUAAUAUAUUACUUGGUGAUAAAGCAGCAAUGCAAGGUAUUGGCAGUGGUAAAGUUAUCGAAAGUGGUCCUAAUGACAAUGUCUUUCUCUAUUUUACUGAUCAUGGUGCUACCGGUUUGGUUGCUUUUCCAAAUAGUGUACUUUAUGCCACAGAUCUAAAUGCCACAAUUACAAAAAUGUAUAAUGGAAAAAAAUAUAAACAAAUGGCUAUUUAUAUUGAAGCAUGUGAAUCAGGUUCAAUGUUGGAAAAUAUCUUACCAAAUAAUAUUAAUAUUUACGCCACAACUGCAUCAAAUGCUGAAGAAUCAUCUUAUGCAUGUUAUCUUGAUGAUAAACUUGCGACUUAUUUAGGUGAUUGUUAUUCUGUUGCUUGGAUGGAAAAUUCUGACGAAAAAAAAUUUAAUAAAGAAACGUUAUAUGAUCAAUAUUUGGUAACAAAGAAAAAAACACAUGAAAGUCAUGUCAUGCAAUACGGUGAUCUUCAACUAGGUAAAACUCAUCAUAUUGAUGAAUUCCAAGGUAAUGAACAACAAUAUUUGAAAGAAAAUACACAUCAUAUAUUUUUAAAUCAUCAUUAUACUCAACUCAAACGUGAUGCUGUUCCAAUGGAAAAUGUUCGUAUUUCGAUCCUCGCUCAUCGUUUAGCUGCAAGUAAACAGAAUUCAACUGAACAACAACGAUUACAAAAAGAACUUUCUCAAACACUUAAUGCAAAUCAUAUUCAACACAUUGUGUCAGUAGCAUUAUCCAAUAAUAAUGAUUAUUCUGUUGAAGAAAUUACACAAAAACGAAUGAAACUCACUCAAUAUAAUUGCUAUAAAACAGUUACUCAAUAUAUACAUGAAAAAUGUUUUGAUCUACAAAAUGAAUUUGUUCUUAAUAAAUUAUGGACAAUUGCUAAUUUAUGUGAAAUACGAUUGAAUGACUUUAUUAUUACAAAUGCAAUUGAUCAAACAUGUCGAAAUCGUCUUCAUUUUGAUUACUAA